This is a messenger RNA of Paraglomus occultum, 1128 nucleotides long. Lineage: Eukaryota; Fungi; Glomeromycota; Glomeromycetes; Paraglomerales; Paraglomeraceae. The record is from the annotation of a GenBank genome assembly.
AUGCAUUUGACAUCCUUAUCAGCCCUCUUCGCAACAACGCUUUUUGCAUUUGCAUCCGUUUCCGACGCAGUACUGCCAGGAACAUGGCCACCGUUGGAUCAAGCUCCUCCGAUGAAACCAGAGUGGGCUAAAUUGGUCAACAAAAAGAAGCUACCAAAAGCUCCCGUACAAACUGCGCAAGCUGCAAAUUGUUCCCAGGCCGUACAGUUUUGUAUAUGGUCAUGCAAUGCUUGUACGCGAAGCGAAUCAGAUGUCACAGCUUGUCCUAAUGACAAAGAAUGGGGGAUCAGCUAUGAUGAUGGUCCAUCACCUUACACACCAGCACUUCUCGAUUUUUUAAACCAAACCAACACUAAAGUCACCUUUGCCGUUGUUGGUUCGCGUGUCGUCGAACGCCCCGAGGUCCUCCAACGCAUCAGAGACGAAGGACAUGAAAUAGUAGUACACACAUGGUCACAUCCGGCACUUACUACCAUAUCGACAGAACAAAUCAUUGCUGAAAUUAAAUGGACCGAGUUGGCAAUACAAACCGCUAUCGGACUGACUCCCAAGUACCUGAGACCACCAAGAGGUGAUUACGAUGACAGAGUAAGAUCUAUAGCAACCCAGUUGGGAUAUAAAAUUCUAAUGUGGGAUCGAGACACAUUCGACUGGAAGUCGGCCGAAGAUUCCAGUUACCAGCCCUCUUGGAUUUGGGGCAAUUUCUCGCAAUGGGUUACUGAUUCACAUGGUCACAUUUCGCUUGAGCAUGAUUUAUAUCCGGUAGGUGCUCAGAAUGCUCCUUACGCCAUAUCUAUUGUUCGAGAAGCGGGGUAUACUAUCAAACCAGUGUCUGUGUGUACCGGAACGGCAGCAUACAGAGAGAACGUGCAACUAGCCGCCAGUGGACCACUUCCAGCUGAUGUUACUUUACCUGAUCCACCAGCACCAUCACCAACAGAUUCGACAUCGGGAUCGGGACCGGAAUCGACAUCUAGUACUAAUGAUACGUCCGCUAAUGCUCAAUCGACCUCUGAUUCAUAUGCUUCUAGCGUAUCUCCUCAGUUUUCACGGCUCGGGCCAUUCAUAAUUCUGACAAUAUCUAUAGCUUUUUCGGUUUAUAAUAUAAGAAACAUUAUAAUUGGAUAG